AUGCUGCCCCAGGCAUCACAGGGCAACCCGCGGGAGCGGGGCAAUGCUCUGUUCGUGAAGGGCAAUUUUAUCGCUGCCGCUGCUGCCUACUCCGAGGGACUGCAAUCCAAUAGUAGUUUAAAAACUGCAAGCAACCUGAACUGCACGGUUGCUGAGGAGCGUGCUAUCCUGCUGUGCAAUCGAGCCGCAUGCCAUCUGGAGCUCGGCAAUGCAGCAGCCGCGGAGGCAGACUGCCGUGACUGCCUACAGUUGCAGCCAUGCAAUGUCAAAGCACACUACCGAUUGGCCCGGUCCCUGCCGGCCGAUCACCCCGACGCGGCUGCCGCCAUCGCCAUCGCCAUCGCGCUGUGCGAACCAGGUGGUCGCGCUGACGCGAUGAUGGCGACCUACAACACCAUUCAGCGUGCAGCGGAUAAUGCUGCUGCUGCGGCUGCAGCAGCAGUCUCUGCUGCUGCCGCCGGCACAGACGAGGCUGCACAGCCGCCGCCGCCGCCAGUACGACUGCAGCUCCCGCCAGACUGCGGCCGCGUCGCCGCCGCAUCGAGCUGGUCUGAAGUCGAAGCCGCCCUGCGUCGAGGUUUCAGCUUUGUCGUACUGCGCCCCGGCAUCUACACUACCAACACCCGCGCGCCGCAGGCGGCGCCCGGCGUCAGCUCCUACACGCUCCUCGCCGUCGGUUCUGUGGUACUGCAGUCAACGCGUGACGGCGGCAGCCACGCGAUCUGGGUCGACGCUGAAUUGCCGUUUCAUUCUAUUUUCCGUAGGACGCCGCCUGCCUCCGUCACGCUGGCCGGAGUACGGCUUGUUGGCAGCGGCCGUGUAACGGCGGCCUGUGUCUCCGGCGAUGGCGCAAAACUGCAGUUGCUGAACUGCCGUAUCGAGGACUAUGGCGAGGCAGGCCUCUUAGUAACGGGAGCGUGUACGGCACGUCUUGCGGGAUGCGUGUUCACCCGUACGGCAGCUCAGGCGAUAGAAGUCCGGGAGGGUGGAAAACUGAUAGCGGAUCGCGUCACCAUCACCAACUGCAACCAGGGCGUAUCCGCGUACGGCGGUGCUCGUACCGUCGUACUGCGUGACUGUACGAUUGUGGGAUCAAAGCGGGAGAAUGUGCUGCUGAGCGGCACGUACGUGAACGCCGCGACGGAGGCUCAGCACGGCCUUGGAGGUGACGGGAGAAAGGCGCGGUCGGCAAGCGCCGCCGUUGCGACGGCGGAGGCGGAGGAAUGGGGCCGGCGCAACAGCACGCCGUUGGACGUUGCUUUGUUGGACUGCACCAUCAGCGGGUCCGGACAAUUUGGAGUGUCCGCAGACCGCGGCACUAGUGUUUUGGCGCGAGGUUGCCUGCUCGAGGACAACGAUCCGUACGCGUUUUUCAUCAAAGGGGGCACGGACGCGAGCAUAUUGGCGUGCCGAAUCCACUACUCCGGCGCCAGAUCCAAAUGUGACUGGGGAAUAUCCGCUGGCGGCAUUGGUGGCGGCGGCAUUGGUGGCGGGCGCGGCGGCGUCAGAGGCCGUGGCGCGGCUGCGGCGGCCCCCAUGCGGCAAACCGGUAUUUAUAUCGGCGUCAACUACGGCGGCACCGUCACCAUCGUCGGUAAUGCAUUUGUCGGGCCCGAGGAGAUGGCGAUUGUGGAGGAAGGGGUCGGAAGUGCCGAAGUCGCCAUCAAGGCACGGUGUCUGGGCUUUUGGUCCAAGCCAUCAUCCACAGAUCGGAACAGUUACCAUGAUAGGAAGGCGGCUACUGCGGCGCUGGCCGAGCGCCGUCGCGGCGGCAACGGCCCUGGCGGCAGGAACGAAGGAGGUCCGGAGGCGGCGGAGGCGCUGCGGCCUGAGGUGCGUGAGUAUGUGCAUGUGGGCAGCCUGAGGCCUGAGGGCGAUGGUGGCGGCGGGGGCGGCGGCGGCGGGGACGGCGGCGGCGGCGGCGGAGCCAAAAAGCCGGCGGCGGCGGCGGCGCCGGUAGAGCCUCUGGUGGCGGCCAAUCCGACACUGCUGCUGGCACCAGAGUUGCAGUACACGGUACGGCAGGGAUGGCGUCAGUUGCAGGGGAGCAGAGGAGGGCACGGGUAUUUCUCCUCCUCCAUCUUCCGAGCCCUGCCGCUUUCGGACAAGCCCGGUACCGCUACUGCCCGCCUGACGGCGGCGCUGACGCCGCUCCUGGACGCUGCCGUACAGGGCCUGCGUGACGGCAGCAUCACCGUGCAACUUGUGCACGGCGAUAUCCUCGCCGCCUUGCUGACGGUACCCUCCUACUCUCCACCUCCGUCGCCGCUGACGCCGCCACAACAGCCGCUGCAGUACGACUUCAUCGAUUGCAGCAACGUAGCGGAUUACGUGUCUCUCCAGGCGCUUGUGCAGGCCGCAGCGCCGCUGCUGGCGCGUCGUACAUAUGCACGGCUGCGUGCGGAGAGCCUGACGGUGUACGGCCGUCAGCUGGAGCGGGAACCGGCGCUGACGCCAGCAGGCUUCGUGGCUUCCCGGCUACAAGGACCCUCCUUGGCAGCAUUUCAAGAGAUGUUAGCGAUCCGAUUGGUAGAGGGUGAGGUGGAGGUGUGGCCGGGGCGAGGAGUACGGACGGUGUGGGCUGCGGCGGCGGCGGCCGUGCUGGAUCCGGUACCAGAGGCGGCAGCUCCUGCUAACAGCCACCUCUCCUCAGCCAACAGAUCAGUUUCCCGUACAAAUCAAUAUGCGAAUGUAUGCAGCAACGGUGGCGGCGAUGGCGGCAGCGGCAGCGGCGGCGAUGGCAAGGAGGGCAGGAGCUCCUGGCUGACGGCGCCUCAACUCCUGCUAGAGCUGUUGCCAGGCUGCAAAGCUCUCCUCCUGCCGUCGGAUGACCAGCGGGACGGCACUGCUACUGCUCCCGCCAUCGCGCCGCUGGCGCUCGUGCAUCUGCUGUCAUUGGCGCUGCCGCCGCUGCAGCUUGAACCUAUGGUGCGGGCGUUGGUGCGGUGCGACGGCAGCGGAGCCGCUACACUGUUCAAAUGGGAGCUGACGCUGCACGCGCAGCUUCAGGCGGCGGCGAUCGGCGGCCUCCGGCCGCCGCCGCUGCGUCAACUGUCGUACGCAGCGCGGCCGGGUUGGGAGCUAAUCGGCUGCAGCCACCUGCCACUGCUGCUGGCGAUUAGCCGUGAGGCGCUGCCGCGUGUGCCGCUGCCGGUUACCAACGUAGGCGGAGACGGCGGGCUCAUUAAGCAGCUGAUGGCGGCGCUCGCUUGGGAUGAAGACGCGGCGACGGCGCACUUUUUUCUUGCGGAGACCCUCCUGGAGCAGCGCAGUGACUGGUUCGUAACUCUGUGCGUGGUGACCGCGACUGAAGGUGGCCGCGACAGCGGCGGCGGCGGCGGCCUGGCUCUGAAGCCGGUCGGCGUGUCAACACGUCUUAAGGCGCUAAAAUCGCAGCCGGCGGCGGCGGCGGCGGCGCCGUUAGCGUGGCGGCGGCUGGCUCAGCCCCGACCGCAUUUGGACCUGAAGCUGGUUAACAAACUGGGGAACAACGCGCCUGCUGUCGAUGACAAUGACGCGCUGUCACGGCGGUCCUGGGAGGGUGCCGUACAUGUUUGCCGCCGGGCGCGCAGCGUCAUCGUGGAUGUCCUGGCGCCCGGGUCGUUCCCGGCGGCCGAGGUGGCGGCGGUGACGGUCUGUCGGGAGGGUGCCGAGUUCACCGUGCAUGUGAAGCCAAAGCGCGGCGGCGGCAAGGGCAAGGGGGCAUUCCGACUUGCCACCAGCAGGCCGACAAACUUCCUUUCAUUUCUCUAUGAAGUACGCAAGCUGCCCGUUUGUACAUUUACUUCGGCCAAUGCUCGGGGCUUGGUCCAAGAGCGGCGCGCGCAGCGGGGCCUUGCGGCGUCCUGCCGCCUGACGCACCAGUACCGCCAGGCCAUCAAGCACUUGGAGCGCGUAUUGGAGAUUUCCCGAGAAAUCGGGGAGUACACUGGUGACGCCGACGCGUACGGCACCAUGGCGGACUGCUACACGGAUAUGGGCGAGUUCGAGAAGGCGGCGGUGUACUAUGACAAGUACAUUGAGCGCAUGAACCGGGACGGACCCAUCUAA
Molecule: messenger RNA, 4050 nt
Organism: Volvox carteri f. nagariensis
Lineage: Eukaryota; Viridiplantae; Chlorophyta; Chlorophyceae; Chlamydomonadales; Volvocaceae
Exons: 7
Coding region: 1-4050 (1349 amino acids)
Molecular function (GO): protein binding
Source: RefSeq, a predicted model, not a curated record